ACCAUUAGAACAGCCAAGCAUUACCUACUAUCGUUGUCCUUAAAAUAUUGAAUCAUCCCACCAAUCAACAGGAGCAAUUUGCAUUGGGUUUAUUUCUUUCGGAAUCACUUCUAAUUGGAUAGAGGAUAUACAUGAGAGAACAUGUAUAUAAGGGACCAAAAAAAAAAAACCUAAAACUGACAUACACACACUUUUACAUUUUUACUGUUUACCUUCAAUCAUGCCCACUCCACGUAUUUACAAUAGACAUACUUGUUCCUGUAAAAUGCCUUUUUCUAGUUUGCGUUUACUUAAUAGUCAUUACCAGAGAUACCCCGACCAUAGAGUGGUUGACACUGAUGUUGUCAUGCAAGAAGCCGAACUUCCUUCAUCCUCUGUUAACACCCCUUUAUCAACUGAUUCAGUACCUUAUUAUUCUUCUUUCACUUUUGAAGCAGGUCAUGGUGAAAAACAUGUUUAUGACUUUGGUCCAGAUCCCGGUUUUGAUGAAACUGAACUUAACAGCAUUCAGUUUAUGGAUAUUAUUGAAACGUACGGUAUUUCAAGGGAAGCAUCAAGAGAACUGAUUUACCUUUUUCGAACAAUUCUUCAAAAUAAUUUGAUCGGUGCUGAAUUUAAGAAUGGUAAAGUGCAAUCCACUAUUCUAUUCCAAGAUACCUUAGAAAGAAGACUUGAUGCAAAAGUAGAUGUUCGUAGCUACAUUUAUGAUAUUUGUCCCCAAGGCUGUCGACUCUACCAAAAAAACGACGAAGAAACUUUGGAUUGUAGUAGCUGUGGUGAGCAGAGAUACGCCAAUGCGAUGACCAGAAGACCUGCUCGACAAAUGAAGAUGAUGUCUGUUGGUGACCGGAUCGCAAGUUUCUUGGCAAAUGACAGAUUCCGUGAAUUGAUGAAGUACAGACACAAUUACCAGUAUGAAGACGAUGUGUAUAAAGAUUAUUUCGAUGGAGAAGAAUACCGGUCGCUUAAGGCAAAUACAAAUUUUUUUCUUCGGAAGACGAUGUUGCAUUAGCACUUUUUUUUGACGGGUUCCAGCCUGGUAAAGCAACGACAGGCGACAAACUUUCGAUAAUUCAUCUAGUCAAUUUAAACUUUCCACCCGAG
Molecule: messenger RNA, 1104 nt
Organism: Mucor mucedo
Lineage: Eukaryota; Fungi; Mucoromycota; Mucoromycetes; Mucorales; Mucoraceae
Exons: 3
Coding region: 221-1012 (263 amino acids)
Source: RefSeq, a predicted model, not a curated record